Messenger RNA from Girardinichthys multiradiatus, 3409 nucleotides. It is a transcript of the gene relt, whose product is annotated as RELT TNF receptor. Gene Ontology annotation, biological process: apoptotic process. The record is from RefSeq and is a predicted model, not a curated record. Gene Ontology annotation, molecular function: protein binding. NCBI's taxonomy places the organism in Eukaryota, Metazoa, Chordata, Actinopteri, Cyprinodontiformes, Goodeidae. The transcript has 11 exons. The coding region runs from base 244 to 1539 and encodes 431 amino acids.
AUGUUCAAGUUUUAUUUCUUUCAUUUGUUCAGUUUAAGUUAAAGUUAAGGUUUUAUUUUCAGUGUCACUCAGAACCUUAUUUAAUCAAGUGAUUAUGUCAGAGAGAAAGCUACAGCAUAUUUAAGUUUAGUUGUAAUUCAGCAUUUGUAGGGAGUCAAGGAUCCUUUCUGAGUUGCCUCAGCAACUGUUUGGGUCAGCUGCAAGUCUGGGAUCAUAUGCACAUAGAAGAAUACAUUGAAGAAGAUGAGGAACCACCUUUGCUGCUCAGCUCUUGUCCUCCUCGCGGUGUUUGGCUGUGGUGGGACUGCAGUGGUGCAGUGUCGGUGGGGAGAAGGUUGUGUGUGUUUGCAAUGCCCACCAGGCCAGGAGCCAUCCAAGCCUUGUGGGCAGAUCCAGAGUCCAGCUGAAGAAGUGAAAUGUCAGUCCUGCACACCUGGAAGCUUUUCAGAUGCAGUCGGCUCUGAGCUCUGCCAUCCACACACAUCCUGCGAGGUCCUGGGAAGAAACGUUGCAGACUCUGGCACUCUGACCUCAGAUGCUGUCUGUGGCAACUGUCUGUCUGGAUUUCACUGCCCUGAUGAAGGACAAAUUAACACUCAAAGUCCCUGCAUGAAAACAGAACUGCAUGUCAGAAAGAUUCGCACAGUGGUAAAAGGUUCAUCCAGUGGGGCAGGAGGGCCGGCCAACAGCACUGUGGUUCGGAGCGCGGAGGAAAAGACGGCAGAAUAUGCUGUUUUUGCCUUGGUGCCCAUCUUCUGUGUAAUGGGCUUGUUGGGCAUCCUGAUCUGCAACAUCCUGAAGAAGAAGGGAUACAACUGCACUGCCGAGAAGGAUGGAAGAGAUGAAGAGACUGCUACACAUCAGAAAGAAGGCAACAACUGCCCCUAUAUAUCUGAUGACCUGAAUGAAGACACAAUCAGUGUUCUGGUUCGCCUCAUAACAGAGAAGAAAGAAAAUGCUGCUGCAUUGGAGGAACUGCUGCUGGAGUACGAGAGCAAACAGAUGAGCAAAGGCUCGUCAAUCAAGUUUCCGAUGCUGUCCCCCUUGUCCACCUUCCGCUCCAUCCCCAAGUCUUGCCCCCAUCAGUCCCACCUGCACACAAUCUCCGGGCUCUCCGGUCUGGCCCCCAAACAUGGCUACCGCUGCUCCCGCUGCGCCCAAAGAAAGUGGCCCCCCGUUCUCAUCCCUCCUUUGGAUUCUUUUAAAGACCCGCUGAAGCCCCCGCAGAGCCUCAUACUGCCCUCCUUGGACACACCUGUUGACCAGCAGAUGAACCCCCUACCACGGCGGGUUUGUGUGGACACACACCGCACACAAGCUGCUGUUGUGCCAAAAACUGUUCAGAGCAAAGUGGACAGCAAUGAUGGGAGGGAGAAGAAGGAGGGAGAGGUGUUGUCUGUAGGAAGAUUUCAAGUUGCUCAAAUACCCGAGUACAGGCCCAUUGCCAUAGAAACAAAAGCAUCCUCCCAGGAGCAGAGGAACUCCCUGUUUGGUGGGAAACAUUUUCCCUCCUGUUCAUCAUCUGGCUUCAAGAGAUGAAGAAAUACAGUGAUGCUGCAUGAUCAUGCUACCUCGUGGAAGAAGACCUCGUCAUCUGAUGGCAGCCUAAACGCCAGGAUGGAGAUGUUCUUCAGAAAAUCUAACCUCCACCUGCUGGCAGAAGAAGGAAUGGCUUCUCAUUAGACGAUAAGAUAAUCUCAUGACAGCUUGAUCUUAAUUCUACUUAAAGUUCUGGAUCCAAUCAGCAGCAGAGCUGGAAAGCUAAUGAGAUUAAUGCAGGAGGAGGAUUAGUUGAAACCAAAUAUCACUGACGCUAAAGAUGCUAAAUCACUUAUGGUUACUGAUCAGAAAAUUGUGGUUCUGCCUCUUUGGCAAAACUUUUUUGUCCUGUUUCUCCCAUUAACCUUGGAGGAAACAGGGCAUCAAGUCAAAGAAACAUAAAUCAUCUUUGCAACUGAGUGCCACAUCCAUUGGAAAUAUGAAUGUGUUUAACAAUGGAUUGGUUCUUCUCUUUGGCAUAUAUAGAAAUUACAGAUGAGGUAAAGUUUUAGACUUUUAAUCUGUUGAAUGUAUUAACAGAAACUCAUUUUAUGCACUGAAGUAAGUUAUUUAGGUUGGAAGGUUAAAACCUGAGCUCUGAUUUUUACAGCUUUUAGGCUCAAUAUUUUCUCAUUGCCUAAACUGUGUGAAAUCUGUUACAAUCCUAAGGAGAACUGUUUCUUGUGCUAUGUAAUUAUGUAUGCCAAUGCCAGAUCAACAAAAUCAUUUCAGUCUUCCAGAAUAUAACUAAGUGUUCAGCAUGUUCCAGAGCUCCUAAGGUAGCCUGUGAAUGUAUUUUGAAAUUUUAUAUAAUGUCUAGAGACACAUUUUUUCCUUAUAAGAUCUAAUUUAUAUUGUAGUCAGACACAGAGCUAUCUCAGCCUGAAAAACAAGCACAGCCACGCAAACUUUAUAUCGGAUCACAUCGAAGCAGCUUUUGUUAUUUCAAUCACUGAUCAAAGCCCAGAUUUUUAUAAAAGAUUCAUUUUCUAUUUAACCCUUGUAUAUUUGAGAUGUUUAGAGGUAUCAUUUCAACAGUUUCUGGUAUACUGUAGCUUUUAGAAUAGAGUCCAUUGUGGACCCAGCUCUAGGUUUAAAGUGGCUUCUUGUAUAUUUUCUCUAUAUUUGAAUGAUAUUGCAGCGCAAAUGCUUAUUGCAGGCAACAAAUAUCAUUUAGGACCACAGGUGAAAAGCUAAACAUUGAAAAAGAUCGCAAAAAAAAAACAACCAUUGUAUUUAGGUGUAAAUAUGUAAAGAAGGCUGAGAGUAUAAGGACGAAAACUCUUGCUUUGUUUUAUACUCUAACACACAGUAUGUAUGAGGUGAUUCGGGGGUGAAUAGCUGCACUGCACCAGUGACAGGACUCUGUCAUUCUUAUAAGCUGAACUGCUGUCUGAAAUGAUUUUCUACCCUUACUGUAGGGUUAAACAUAUCAGUGUUCUUCCUCUGAUCAUGAGCUACACCAACUCACAUAUUAUCCUUUGUAGUUCUUAACUAGAUAAACUAACAAACAACUGAUUUUUCAAACCCUCAUGUAGGCUGUAGUUUAUAUUCUUAUAUGUUUCUAAGUGUGCACUAUUAUCAGAUUUACUUACUUUAUUAAGUUCAUAUUAUGCUGUUAAGAGAAAUAACACAACAUAUUUAGAAGACAGGACAUUAAUUACCCCAAGCUGAUGAUUACUUGUUUUUGUUUCAGCUGCUUUUAUGCUACGGUAUUGUCAGCAUUAAAUAUUUUCAAGCUAGGCAGGAAGGAAGAACAAGAUCUCAUCAGAUUUUUUGUAUUUAUUUAUAUCGUGCUACAUUUUAUUAUAUCACAUCUAUUUCUGUAUGCUGUUUUUACUUAUGAAAUAAAGAUGAGUUGUAUUUUUAA